AUGGCCGCUAUCGCAGCUGCGGCCAACAACUCCAAACAAUACACCAAAAUAAAAUUAAAGGAGACGUUGGAGGCACUCAGCUACUCUCUAAAGACAAAGACGCACAAAUGCGGCAAGAUCAAGUUUUACAAGACCAAAGACCCAGUAUGGGGGAUUGAUUUCAUGAAUAAUCUGAGCCGAGCCUUGCAGGAGAAUCGCAUCUUGUCAUGGAUGGAAGAACUCUGGGCCUCACAAGGAACAAAGACCUUCAGAGUGAGCUUUAUGGGGAAGCGUGUCAUUUACUCACGCGAUCUGGAGAACAUGAAGGCUGUGAGCACAACUCAGUUCCAGGAAUUUCUGGUAGAGCCCGUCAACGGCCAUCUGGACCCAUUCUUGGGCAGCGCUCUCAGCACCGCAGAUGGAAAAGUGUGGCAGCACAGUCGCAACCUCGUAAAGCCAUACUUUGAGCGCCAGGCCUUUGCUAAUGUACAGCGUCUGGCACCCUUCACGGAUCGCUUGUUUGGUCUGUUCCCGACUGAUGGGGAAACCUUUGAUAUCCAGCCGCUGCUGUCAAGAUGGUUUCUGGACGCCACCACCUCAUUUCUCUUUGGGCGCAGCAGAGAUAGCCUUACCAACGCUGAGAACAAAGACGUCAUGUUGGCGAUAUUUGAUAUUGUUCGCGGUGCGAGUGCCCGUCGUUCAAUGGGUCCCUUGAAAUAUGUUUUCCACGAUGCAAAAUGGCACGAGUCAAUCCAAUUUGCCCACAAGUACCUAAAUGACCAUAUUGACGAGGCUUUGGACGAGUUGAAGGCGCGAAAUCAAAAUCCGGAGAAAUUUACCACCGAAUCUGAUCGAACAGAUUUGCUCUGGUCUUUGGUGCAGCAGCUUAAUGACAGGACCCUCCUGCGAGAUCAGCUCGCCGCCCUAUGGAUUCCAGGCAUGGAAUCUACCAGUAUCCUUGUCUCAAACAUAUUAUUUUUCUUGUCUAGACAUCCUCGUGUUUGGCAACGCCUACAAAGCGAGGUCAAGGCAACGGGUGAAGGGGCACUGACGUAUAAUACGUUGAGAAAUAUGCAGUACAUGACGUGGGUGAUUAAUGAAACCCAGCGUGUGUUCCCCGCCGGCGUCUCAAUGACCCGCGUGGCCGGAAAAGACACGACGCUCCCACGAGGCGGCGGACCAGAUGGCCAGCAGCCUGUCUUUUGCGCAAAGGGUGACCUGGUGGUCUGCAACCGCUACCUGCUGCACCGUGACCCUGAAUACUGGGGCGAGGACGCAGCAGAGUUCCGGCCAGAGCGGUGGGAUGGGAUUCGACCAUUCUGGAACUUUGUGCCGUUUGGCGGAGGACCUCGCAUCUGUCCGGCCAAUGUCAUGGCCGUGACCGAGGCCGCGUACUUUGUGGCGAGAUUUUGCCAAAAGUAUAAAAGCAUUGAAUCGCGAGAUGAUCGACCCUUUACACCUGUCCUGCAUGCCGGUGUAAGCAACUUGAACGGAGUUAAAAUCGCCGUCACAUCGUGGUAG
Messenger RNA from Trichoderma virens Gv29-8, 1500 nucleotides. RefSeq lists its product as uncharacterized. The transcript is spliced from 4 exons. NCBI's taxonomy places the organism in Eukaryota, Fungi, Ascomycota, Sordariomycetes, Hypocreales, Hypocreaceae. The record is from RefSeq and is a predicted model, not a curated record. Gene Ontology annotation, molecular function: heme binding; iron ion binding; oxidoreductase activity, acting on paired donors, with incorporation or reduction of molecular oxygen, reduced flavin or flavoprotein as one donor, and incorporation of one atom of oxygen. The coding region runs from base 1 to 1500 and encodes 499 amino acids.